Dromiciops gliroides (monito del monte) is the source of this 1296-nucleotide messenger RNA. RefSeq names its product canopy FGF signaling regulator 1 (gene CNPY1). Lineage: Eukaryota; Metazoa; Chordata; Mammalia; Microbiotheria; Microbiotheriidae. The transcript is spliced from 4 exons. Bases 301 to 579 code for a protein of 92 amino acids. The record is from RefSeq and is a predicted model, not a curated record. Gene Ontology annotation, cellular component: endoplasmic reticulum.
UCGUGCACCUUGACCUGUCUAGACUGGAGAGAAGUUUUUUUGUCCCGGUUACCAAGGGCGAGGGGUGCUCUUUGACCCUUAGAGCACUAGCUGUUGAGACCCUCACUAAGUAUGUAGGUAGUGUCUAAAUGUUUCUGCUGAAUUCUUGCUGAAUUCUGAAGGGAAAGGAACGGACAAAGACAUGGACCAGCUGUUCUAAAAUAAAGCUGAAAUAGUAGAACCUUGGAGAAGUUAAAUUGCAUUCCCUUAGCCCAGUCAGAGGCAUUCUUAACAGAAGUUUUGGAGACCGUAUGUGAGAGAAUGAAUGACUACAAACUUGAAGAUUCUGAGACCAGUACAAAGACGUUCAAGAGAUUUGCUCCAAGGAAAGGGGAUAAAAUAUACAAAGAAUUUAAACGAUUCUAUUUUUAUUCUGAUGCUUACAGACCUUUGAAAUUUGCGUGUGAAACUAUAAUAGAAGAAUAUGAAGAUGAAAUAUUCUCACUUAUCGCCCAGGAGGCAGACCAUCUAGCUGACAAGUUGUGCAGUGAAAAAUCAGAUCUUUGUGAUGCUUCUUCUACUAGUCACACUGAGCUUUAAGAAGAAUGAGCUACUAGUUACAAAGAGAAGUAAGGUGACAAUCCCUCCCCUCCCCCAAAGGUCAAUGACUGUGUUCUCUGUCGCUUCACGCCUUUCAUCACCAUAAUCAGUACUCAUGCCAUUGCCUUAAAUGUGUUUGCUAAGUUAUUUGAUGGUUAAAAUUGAGCAAAUUUUUAAAAAAUGAGAAAUGUAAUGAUGAAUUCAUUCCUCUAAAUAGUUUUUGAAGGUAAAGUUAUAGAGUAUCUGUGCCAUUUCUGUUGCUUUUGAUAAUGUGUGAUUUGGUAGAUAAAUGUUUUCUUGGAGGGUUGUGGGAGGAUGAUUAUCUGUAAGCACAAAUAAGAAUUUAAUAAGUUUUAGCAAAUUAUGCACGAUCAAUAGAUGUCUUUUGGUUAGAAUGAAACUUUACUCAAACAGCUGAUUGGAAAUAUGAAAUCAAGCAAUAAUUACUGGCAAAUAGUUUCUUAACCUUUCUAGCUCAGGGCUAAUAUUGUCUACCCUGAUUUUCAUAAGGGAUGAAUUUCAAUAACAUAAUUACCUUAAGCUUAUAAACUUUUUUUUAAAAAAAAGAAAGAAUAGAACAAAUCUAAAGUUAAUCAUUUUCGUUUACAACCAUAAUGGGGGUCAGGUCUUUGCUGUAAGUUUUAAAAUAUCCAAAUCUAAAUUCAAAUGAUAGAAAAAGUUUAUUUCUUGCUAAUUUCACAAUAUACUCUCAAAAGA